UUCGUCUCUCUCUCUCUCUCCACCAUUUGUAUAUAUAUCUAUAGAAGCCAUGGAUGAAGAACAAUUCACACGAACAAAGAAAGCCACCAAAGCUUUAAAAGCUCGAGUAGAUGCUAUAGAACGACAUUUGGAACCUCUUUUAAAGAAGGAUCUUGUGGAUACCUACAAUACUUUACCGAUCAAUGAAAAAUGUCAACUGGAUAUGGUAUUAGCUUACGCCAUUAAUACCUUAUACUAUAUGUAUAUUCGAACACAAGGACAAAAUCCUCAACAACAUGAUAUUUACACCGAAUUGAAAAGAGUACAACAAUAUAUUGCAAAGAUCAAAGAGGCAGAAGGACGAGGACCAAAACAAACUUUGAAAUUGGAUAAGGAAGCAGCAGGAAGAUUUGUCAAAGCAGCACUUAAUAGCAAGGUCAACAAGGAUCAAUCAACAACAUCAACCGGGAAACGACGAGCACAAGAUGAAAAAAGCAAAAGUGAAACAAUUGAAGUGGAUAGCGAUUCAUCAGAAGAUAACGAACCCAAGAAGGCGAAACAAUGGAAAGAGGAUGUCAAAGGUCAAGCACCAUCAAAAAAGAAGGCACGCAUAGAUCCAUUCCGAGAUUAGUUUAGAUGAUAGUAU
Molecule: messenger RNA, 625 nt
Organism: Halteromyces radiatus
Lineage: Eukaryota; Fungi; Mucoromycota; Mucoromycetes; Mucorales; Cunninghamellaceae
Exons: 4
Coding region: 50-610 (186 amino acids)
Biological process (GO): maturation of 5.8S rRNA; regulation of gene expression
Cellular component (GO): exosome (RNase complex); nucleolus
Molecular function (GO): DNA binding; RNA binding
Source: RefSeq, a predicted model, not a curated record